Messenger RNA from Cynara cardunculus var. scolymus (artichoke), 627 nucleotides. RefSeq lists its product as uncharacterized. Lineage: Eukaryota; Viridiplantae; Streptophyta; Magnoliopsida; Asterales; Asteraceae. Gene Ontology annotation, cellular component: cytoplasm. Bases 1 to 627 code for a protein of 208 amino acids. The transcript has a single exon. The record is from RefSeq and is a predicted model, not a curated record. Gene Ontology annotation, molecular function: mRNA binding; single-stranded RNA binding; translation regulator activity. Gene Ontology annotation, biological process: positive regulation of cytoplasmic translation.
AUGGAGGAAGACUUUUUGAAACUGGAACAGGGCAAUCGGACAGUACGAGAAUAUACCGAAAGAUUUACUGAACAUUCCCGGUUUGCAGAACACUAUAUCGCUUUUGAAACUAGAAAGGUUGAGAGGUAUAUCUGGGGUUUAAAACCCUCAAUUCGAGAGUUUGUAAUUGGCAUGAGUGCUGCCACUUUUCCAUUAGUAGUAGAUGCUGCUGAAAUGAUUGAUAGAAACAAGAAUAGGCAAGGAGAAGAAAAAGUGAUUGAAAAGAGAAAGUGGGAAGGGUCUUGGACUGGUUUUCCGAGGGCCAAAGUCUGCAACAAUAGAGAACCGUCCUAUUCAACCUUUGUUGAAAGAGCAUGUCCCAGAUGUCGCCGAGUUCAGCAGGGUGACUUUAAUAUGGAUCAAACAAAGUGUUACCAGUGUGGCGAGUCAGGUCAUCUAUCUAGAAAUUGUCCAACUCUUCGAAGAUGUUUCCAAUGUAAUUCACCUGGUCAUAUUAAACCGAAUUGUCCUCAGUUGAGAGCUCCACGAUUAACCAUGGGAGGAAAUGCUCCGAGUACUCGUGGAAGACUGGAGGAAAUGCUCCCAGUACUCGUGGAAGACCGAAUAUGCAAAAAGGAAGACCGCUAG